UUUUUAAAAAUUAAUUUGAAAAUUAUGGGCAAUUUAUUUUUGUAUAUUUCCCUUCUAUUUUCUAUUUUAAAUUAUUCUACAGGUUUACAACAAAAAAAAUUUUCCGAACGUCCAAAUAAUUCUGGAAAUAUAUGGGCAGUUUUGGUUGCGGGGUCUUCUGGGUGCUGAUGUGUGCCAUGCAUGGCAUACUCUUAUUAAUCAUGGGGUUAAUCCGGAAAAUAUUAUUACUAUGAUGUAUGACGAUAUUGCAA
Messenger RNA from Meloidogyne enterolobii, 251 nucleotides. The record is from the annotation of a GenBank genome assembly. NCBI's taxonomy places the organism in Eukaryota, Metazoa, Nematoda, Chromadorea, Rhabditida, Meloidogynidae.